GAGUGAGGAAUUUCGGUGAUCAAUUAUUUUCAGACUGAGAAACGGAAAGGCAGUAGUCACAUAGGUCUCUGAACUUCUGAAGUCUAUUCAAAGUCUAUCGAGUUACCGAGGUAGGUGAAUUUGAUGUUUCUCUUGAUCCAAGAAUUAUUAUUAUUAUUUAUUUCAUAAGCAAAUCACUCACUCAUAAUAAUUACAAGUAACUCUAUCCUUAGCCACUAUUACAAGUCACCUCCAAUUAUGCCAUAAGAUCAAAUAAAAUAGUUCGCCAUAAGAUCAAAUAAAAUAGUUCAUCGCCGUCAAAUUCUGUAUUGUGAAAAAUUAUGUCAUUUUAAAGCUUAAUUCUGUAUUGUGAAAAAUUAUGUCAUUUUUAAGCUUCCAAAUGCACCACCAUAUAACUUCCACCUUUUAACUUUGCAUCUUCCCUGACAGUAAGUUUAUACAAACCAAUAGAUAGAUGGCUGGAACAGUCUCCAGCAUAUUGAGCUUUGGACAGUGCAUAAGCAAGUGAGAUAGAUCUUCCACCUGCAAAUGGCAAACAACACAAACAUCUUCUGCGUAAUAAUUGUUUCCUUGUCGGCAGUCUGUUCUGUAAUACUCCCUCCGUCCUACAAUGAGUGACCCAGCACACCAUUUCACACAUAUUAAGAAAAGUGUAAAAAAGUAAGAGAGAUAAUAUUGUUUUUACUAUAAUACCCUUAUUAUGUAUUGGAAAUGAUGAACUUUUUAAUAAUUAGAGGGUAGAAUUGGAAAAAAUGUAUUGGAAAUUGAAAUGGGUCAUACAUUUUGGGACACCAUUUUAUUCCAAUUGAAUCACCCAUUGUGGGACGGAGGAAGUAACUUUCAGCCAAAUAUAUUUAGUUUCGAAGGAACAUAGGCCUCCCAAAUCAUACUCAUCCCCUAUUUCCUCUCAUUUUCCAGCGCAACAACACCUUGGUCCUACAUCAACAUUUUAUAACAUAACCGAACCGAAAAACAUUUUAACUUGUCGAAAGGCCAAAUGAUCUCAUCUGCAGAAUUAAUGUUCAGACGAAUGUCAAAUACCAAAACAUUCAGUUCUUCAAAUAGCAAUACAUUGGAGCACACCAGAAGCUUCAUUCCUUGUGGUUUAACACACAACACCAUUAAAUCCCUCCAUCAAAAUGAAUCUUUUGGGACAGAUUUGCCAAAUAGCUUCCUCCUCAACCAAAAAUCUCCAAAUCCACUAAGAUAAUAAAGCUUGAUUAAACUUACCAAUAUCCUUGACUCCUAACACCCUAUUUUCUUGACUUACAUACAUUAUUCCAUUUAACCCACGCCAUACCUUUCAUAUUCUCCACACCUUGCUACAAAAACUUCAUUUGGAUUGCCCUAAUAUCCUUAACCACUUUAGAUGGAAAUUAAUAGAUCCUCCACACCUUGCUACAAAAACUUCAUUUGGAUUUCCCUAAUAUCCUUAACCACUUUAGAUGGAAAUUAAUAGAAAGACAGUUGAUAACUAGGAACAUUUGAUAAAUAUUCCCUUCCAGACUAAAAGUUUAGAUUUCAUAGAAUUAAUCACCGGCUUCCAAAAACUUAGAUUCCUCUUAUUACCACCCAUUAUAAAUCCCCGGAAUUUGAAUGGAAAUUGGUCUACAUUCCAUCCCAGAAAUAAUGAAACAGCUUUCAGGAAAUAAGAAGAACAACCUAUACCGAAUAUCUUACUUUUACUCAGAUUGAUUCUUAGUCUAGACACCAUUUUAAAAUCCCUUUAUAAGGGAUCACCAUGCAUCCAUGUUUGUUUAUCUUGUGAAUACAUGUUUUUUAUAGUAACCAAAAUAUAAAAAAAUAUCUUGUUUCUCUUCAUACUCUGUACAUUAUAGGUAUUGAAUCAAGAGCAUCCAUCUCCUCUCCUAAAUUAGGAUUUUGAGGGUCAACUCUCAAUCAAUUGGCCAAUUAGGGGUGGAAGUAGGUCGGGCCGCUGAUAGGGGCCUAGGGCCUAGCCUAUUUAUGGCCUGGCCUAGCCUAUAUAAUAAAAAGGUCAGUUUUAGGCUUUUCAAAAAGCCUAUUUAAUUAAGCAGGCCAGACUUGGGCUUUUAAAAAAGCCUAUUAUGCCUGAUAGGCCGGCCUAUUUAGUAGUACAUACAUGAAGUCCAAGGAUUUUGGUAUUGAAUAAUAUUAUUAAUACCUAAAAAAUAAAUUAUAAACCUUAUUUUUUUGGUGCAAUAGUUGUGUUUAUACAACCUUAUUCUUCAUUGAUAAUUGUUACAUUAUUAUGAUAAUUUAUAAGAUGUCAUUCAUGAUGAAAUAUAGCUAGUGCAGUGCUAUAACAGUUUGGCCAUAGUUUCUCUAUUUUUGUAUGCGUCGUGUACACUAAAAACUCUAGCAAUAUGAAAUCUAGAUAUUAUGUUGCUUUCUUUCUGGAUAUUAUGAGUAGCCUAUUAUAAUAUAACUUAAAGAUGUGCAAAAUGCUACAUAGUUUCUGGUUAUUGACUGGAAUACUACAAAGUUCCAUUGAAUUAUAAUGAAAUAAUAUUGAGAUUCAUGUCUAUUGCACUGAACUGGAAAAUGAUUUUUUUCUACACUUGAUCUUCUGUUAUAAAUUAUUAAUUUUAAUUUUAAAGUUGACAUAGUUCUAGCAAAGAAUUGAUAUGGCAGUAUAAUAUUAGUUCAUUCUUCUUAGUUUUACUCCAAAAGUAAUACUCUUUUUACAAUUUUCCAAAUUUCCAGGUUUGAAAAAUGCCUUCAUCCAAUUCCACUCAUGUUCUAGAAAAUGAUGAUGUUCCAAUAGAUUCAAGUCAACCGGAGCAUAACCCACAAGUCAAUGAAAAUGACCAUGAUCAUGUGAUUGAAGAUUCAUUUAGGGAGAGGAAGAGAAAAGGGAAAAAAAACUUCUCUUGUUUGGAAGGACUUUGACGAAGUUGAAAUUGAAGGAGGCGUGAAGAAGGCUGUUUGCAGAUAUUGUAAAUACCAAUUCGCGACUGGUGGUCUAGGGGCCAGCACUAGCCAUUUAAAAAGACAUUCUGAAAUCUGUAUGCAAAGGAAGCUCCACAUGGCUAAAGAAAAGAAGCAAAUGAUUAUUCCUUUUCAACCUUCUAAUCAAGAUAAUCCAUUUAUGAGUUCUGGGGAUAGAUACACAAAUGAUAAGAUGAGAGAAAUUAUUGCUACUGCUAUUAUGGUGCAUGAACACCCAUUUAAUGUGGUUGAGGAUGAAGUAUGGAUGUGGGCUUUCCAAUAUGCAAAUUCAGAUUUUCGUAAAAUCGGUUGAAAAACAGCUAGAGCGGAUUGUUUGAGAAUAUAUGAUGAAGAGAAGAAAACAUUGAAGGCGUUGUUGAGAAACAUUGGCAAAAUUAGUAUAACUACUGAUUUGUGGAGAUCAAGUCACCAAGUGGUUGAGUAUAUGGUUAUCACUGGCCAUUUCAUUGAUUCUGGAUGGAAACUCCAAAAAAGGGUGUUGAGUUUUGUGAAAAUUCCUGCUCCAAGGCGUGGGAUUGAUGUGGCUGAUGCAAUUUUCAAGUGCUUGAAAUCUUGGGGAAUUGAGAAUAAGAUAUUUUUCAGUUUCAGUCGACAAUGUUUCUUACAACGAUUCGUGUUUAAAAAGUUUGAAGGAAGACUAUCCACUAAGCAAAAUGUUAGUUCUUGGAGGAGCAUUAUUUCAUGUUAGAUGUUGUGCACAUGUACUAAAUUUGUUAGUGCAAGAUGGCCUUAGCCAAAUUAAUGAUGUCAUUAGCAAAGUUCGUGAAAGUGUGAAGUAUAUCAACCAUAAUGAUGCAAGAAUGAAAGCUUUUUGUGAUGUUGCUGAACAAAAGGGGCUGAAAGAUAGGAAACUCAUACUUGAUUGCCCAACAAGAUGGAAUUCUACGUAUCACAUGUUAUCCGCUGCAUCGAAAUUCAGGAUUGCAUUUCCAUCUUAUAAGGAAAGAGAGCCACAUUAUAAAUAUGCACCUUCAAAUGAAGAAUGGGACAAUGUUGAGAAGGUUUGUCAAUUUCUUGAAGUGUUUAAUAUUGCCACUCUUAUUAUAUCAGGUAGUGAGUACCCUACUUCUAACCUAUAUCUUGCAGAAGUUUGGAGGGUGAAGCAAGUCAUUGAUAAUGCGACAGAAGAUACAAAUUCAUUUAUGAGAAAAAUGGCUGCUUCUAUGAAAUUAAAGUUUGACAAAUAUUGGGGUGAAUGCAAUUUGUUGAUGGCUAUUGCUAGUGUUUUGGAUCCAAGGAGCAAAUUUCAUGCUGUUGAUAUAUGCUUUCCAUUGAUAUAUAAAGCUGAAGUUGUUCAAGAGAAUAUAGAGAAGGUGAAGAAUUCUUUAGAAGAGCUAUAUAAUGAAUAUGUUUCUCUAAGUCUGCAAGAAUCAUCUUCUAAUGAAGCUCAUCCUAGUGGCAUCAAUACAUCAUCAUCUUCGACCCAAUCUCAAUCUUUAGUCAUCACCGGAUUUGACCGAAUCAUGAGCAUUGUGCGUGAAAAGGAAGCUGUUCCCGCAGUGAAAUCAGAAUUACAAACUUAUCUUGAUGAAGGUGUUUACAUUCCUGAUGGAGAUAAUAACUCUUUUAGCGCAUUGGAGCGGUGGAGGAACAACAGCUUAAAAUAUAAGAUCUUAUCAAAGAUGGCUGCUGAUAUUCUAGCUGUUCCUAUAUCUAUUGUAGCCUCAGAGUCUACUUUCAGUGCCAGAGGCAGAGUUAUCGAUGAAUACCGCUCUAAACUGAAUGAGCAAUCUAUAGAAGCACUUAUUUGUGGUGGCGAUUGGCUUCGUCACAAGUAUAACUUGAAACAAAAAUCAAAGGUGGUUGCUGAACAACAGGAGAUAAUUGAAUGUAGUGUUGUUAGAGUUAUGGUGCUGUUAGAGUUAUGGAUUUGUUCAUGUUAGAUUUUAAAUUUUCUGCUAUUUCAUGUUGAAGCAUGUGAGCUGAUGGAAUGGAUUUUCUGCUAUUUCCUGAUGAAGCAUAUGAGAUUAAGCAUAUGAAUUUUAUCCAUUUUUUUGUUAUA
This is a messenger RNA of Vicia villosa (hairy vetch), 4933 nucleotides long. Its product is annotated as zinc finger BED domain-containing protein RICESLEEPER 1-like. NCBI's taxonomy places the organism in Eukaryota, Viridiplantae, Streptophyta, Magnoliopsida, Fabales, Fabaceae. The record is from RefSeq and is a predicted model, not a curated record. The transcript is spliced from 2 exons. Gene Ontology annotation, molecular function: DNA binding; protein dimerization activity. Bases 3585 to 4814 code for a protein of 409 amino acids.